Macrobrachium nipponense is the source of this 1323-nucleotide messenger RNA. RefSeq names its product basic proline-rich protein-like. The record is from RefSeq and is a predicted model, not a curated record. Lineage: Eukaryota; Metazoa; Arthropoda; Malacostraca; Decapoda; Palaemonidae. The coding region runs from base 1 to 1323 and encodes 440 amino acids. The transcript has 2 exons.
AUGAAGAGGACCUCCAAAAGUGUGAUGAAUGAUACCACACUGAGAGAGAUGCUGAUUUUCUUCAGGAACCAAGUGAAAGUAGUGAGCUUAGUCAUCCUGAGACUAAGGUGCAUACACGGUCUAGAUACAACAGCCGUCCAGCCGGCAUCCCCACCAUACCUGUGCCCCAGCUGCACAGCUGCCCUCCCCACCGUCCCCAUAUUCCGGCCGCCCAGUGGCCCUAACCACCUUCCAUGUACCUCGGCCACCCAGCUGGCCUCCACACAGUCCCCACACUCCAGCUGCCCAGCAAGCCUCCCCAUCAUCGGUCCAGGCUGCCCAGCCAGCCUCCCCACAGUCCCCCUGACACAGCUGCCAGCCAGCCUCCCCACCGUCCUCGGAUCCCAGCUGCCAAGCCGUCCUCCCCACCGUAGCCUGUGCCCCAGCCACCCAGCUCGCCUCCCCAUCAUCCCUGCACCCCAGCUGUCCUCCCCAUCAUCCCUGCACCCCGGCCUCCCAGCCAGCCUCCCAAAUGUCCCCGCACUCCAGCCGCGCAGCCAGCCUCCCCACCAUCCCCAGGUCUUGGCAGUCCAGCCGUCCUCCCCGCAGUCCCCUGGACCUGGCUGCCCAGCUGGCCUCCCCACCAUCCCAGGAUCCUGGCAGCCAAGCCGUCCUCCCCACCGUCCGUGUGCCCCAGCCGCCCAGCCGGCCUCCCCACCACCCCUGCGCCCCAGUUGCCCAGCCACCCUCCACACUGUCCCUGCACCCCCGCCUCCAAGUCAGCCUCUCCACCAUCCCUGUGCCCCAGCUGCCCAUCCGGCCUCCCCACCAUCCCUGCGCCCCAGUUUCCCAGCCACCCUCCACACUGUGUCUGGGUCCCGGCCUCCAAGCCGGCCUCCCCACCGUCCGCACGCUCCAGCCACCCAGCCAGCCUCCCCAACGUCUCUGGGUCCUGGCCGCCCGGCCGGCCUCCCCAAUGUCUCAGGGUCCAAGCCAGCCAGCCGGCCUCCCCAUUGUCUCCCGGACCCAGCUACCCAGCCGGCCUCCCCACAGUCCCUGGACCUGGCUUCCCAGCCAUCCUCCCCACCGUCCCUGUGCCUCAGCCACCCAGGUGGCCUCCCCACCAUCCCUGCGCCCCAGCCGCCCAGCCGGCCUCCCCACCGUCCCUGCGCCCUGGCCUCCCAGCCAGUCUCCCCACCGUCCCUGCACCCCGGCCUCCCAGCUGGCCUCAACACUGUCCCUUUGCUAUGGCCUCCCUCCCAUCCUCAUGCCCAGCCGCCCAGGCAGCCUCCCCACCGUCCUACGUCCCAGCCGGCGACCCAGCCAGCCUCCCCACUGCCCUAG